Molecule: messenger RNA, 1186 nt
Organism: Cynara cardunculus var. scolymus (artichoke)
Lineage: Eukaryota; Viridiplantae; Streptophyta; Magnoliopsida; Asterales; Asteraceae
Product: methylsterol monooxygenase 2-2
Exons: 7
Coding region: 113-919 (268 amino acids)
Biological process (GO): 4-alpha-methyl-delta7-sterol oxidation; sterol biosynthetic process
Molecular function (GO): C-4 methylsterol oxidase activity; iron ion binding
Source: RefSeq, a predicted model, not a curated record
GCCAUGACCCACGAGUUCAGAUUCCUUUUGACAGUCUGUCGUCUUCCUCCUCUCAUGUAAUACGUCGUCUCUCUCACCUCCACCGCUUCUAAAUCUCAUCCGGCUGGAUUCCAUGGCUUCCGUCAUUGAAGCUGGUUGGAAGUACUUGAUCACCCAUUUCAGUGACUUUCAGUUGGCAUGCAUCGGUAGCUUUUUUCUUCAUGAAGCUGUCUUCUUCUUAUCAGGACUUCCUUUCAUAUACAUAGAAAGGGCAGGAUGGCUCAAACAGUACAAAAUUCAGACGAAGAAUAACACUGCUGAAGCUCAAGAGAAAUGUAUUACUCGCCUACUGUUGUAUCAUUUUUGCGUGAACCUACCUGUUAUGCUUGCUUCCUAUCCGGUCUUCAGAUUCAUGGGAAUGAGAAGUAGUCUUCCGCUGCCGUCCUGGAAAGUAAUGUCGACUCAGAUACUAUUCUACUUCAUUGUGGAGGAUUUCAUAUUUUACUGGGGACACAGGAUUUUACAUACCAAAUGGCUGUAUAAGCAUGUCCACAGUGUCCAUCACGAGUAUGCAACACCGUUUGGAUUGACUUCUGAAUACGCUCACCCGGCUGAGAUUCUAUUCCUUGGGUUUGCUACAAUUUUCGGUCCAGCUAUCACGGGGCCUCAUCUUAUAACUCUUUGGUUGUGGAUGGUAGUGAGAGUUCUCGAGACAGUUGAGGCACAUUGUGGUUACCAUUUCCCGUGGAGCCCCUCAAACUUUCUGCCUUUGUAUGGAGGUUCUGAUUUUCAUGAUUAUCAUCAUCGGCUCAUCUAUACCAAGUCUGGCAACUACUCAUCAACUUUCAUCUACAUGGACUGGAUAUUUGGUACAGACAAUGGCUACAGAAAACUGAAGGCACUGAAAAGCGAAGAGGUAGCCGAGUUCAAAAUGAGCUAACAGCACCAACAAAAAGUCAGAUUUUGGACCGCCUCGAGUAUGUAUCCCGACUAAGGUAAUCACUCCGAUCCCCCUUUUACCGCUUGCAAUUUGUUCUUUUCUGUUGUAGAAUCUGUUCAAACUUUCUUCCGGAAAUGAGCACACUCGUUUCCCUAAUUUUGAACGUUGUGUUCUUCGUUUGUCUACAUGUCUCUAUGAAGAUCGUCCUUUGUAAGACUUGGUUCUACUCGUUGCUUAUUACGUCAACACAAAUCCAUCCGUGUCCUA